This is a messenger RNA of Chara braunii, 6321 nucleotides long. The record is from the annotation of a GenBank genome assembly. Lineage: Eukaryota; Viridiplantae; Streptophyta; Charophyceae; Charales; Characeae.
UGACCGAUAUAAUUACCCGCUCGAUCGAUCGCGGUGCACUUCAACUAAAUAACGUGUCGCUACGUAGGUGUGGGCACGCAGGACCGUCGAUUAAGCUUACCAACCCUGAAGUGCCACGUGGAUCGUUCGUGAAGACAGGCUGAGACGGAGAACUGCGUCGAAUACUUUCGUUGUCUCUUUCUUUCUCGGGGGGCUGGGGGGAGGCGAGCAAUAUGCAGGUAGAGAGGGGAGGAGGAGGUGGAAAUGGAGAGUGGUUGAUUGAGGGGAGGAGGAGGUUGAAAUGGGAGUGAGUGGUUGAGUGAGGUGGUAGAGAAGUGGCUAUGGAGAUGAUGACCCGUCGGCAGCCGCAGCAGCAGCAAAUGGACGAAGACCCCCUGAAUGUGGCAAUGGGGACGUUCUUGAGUUGUGCUGCUACUGCGAGAGGAGCGCUGUCAUUGGCGCAGAACAGGGGAGAUGCUGCGGAGCAGCUUCAGCUGAACGAUCAGCUUGACGAACGUCGGAAUGAUGUCCAAAUGAACGACGAGGAUGGGGGAUGGGAGGGGACAAAUGAGGAGGGAGGUGAUUGCUCUGAUGUGUUGGGAGAUGCUGAUUGGUUUACAGGCUCGUACAUCCCCUGGGAGGUUUUCAACGAGGAGUUAAAGAAGUUAGCACGAGCAAGCGAGGAGGAAAGAUUGGACAUGGCCGUUUCUAGUGGAGGGAGUGACAGCGUUAGUCUUGCUGCUGGUGGUGGUCAACCUCUGUCUCCUCCUCCCUGUGACAUUACUGCAUGUUCAGCUUCGUGUGCUCCUCGUCUCUCCACCUCUGCUGGUGGUGUCGCUGGUGAUGCUGUGACGACGGAUCUAAUCAUGGAGAAGAUGGGCGAAGGUGGGGGUGUAUGGCAGGGAUACCGAUUCAAGGGAGGAGGACAGUGUGCAGCUGACCAGGGCACAGCUGAAGACAGAGGCGGAGAUGCUACAGCAUCAGCUCCCGAUGGCUGCCGUGCGUUUGAUGACGACUGUGGAAUGAGCGGGGAACCUUCCGGUUCUCAGAGUGGACGGGACGAUGUAAGACGUGAGGGGAGAGAGGGAGACGGGUCUCUGCAGCUCUUAAUUCAGCUGUCAGGAGACGACGGAGGUAAUGGUCGGAAGAUGGCACAGCACUGGCAGCCAGGUCUGUGGCGAGGUGGUGAUGACAGUCUAAUGGAGGGCAUGAAGGGUUGGCAAGAGCUUUUAGGAGCAGGCUAUGGCAGUAGCAAUUGUCGAUUGCAGCAAGCAGGAGGAGGUAAUGGAGGAGGACCCAAAGAACGAGAAGGAAGGAACGGGAAUGGGGAACAAAGACAGGAAAGGGUCAUGGAAGGAAAUCUUGCUGGACACCAGGUGCAGAUGGAGAUGAUGCGUCUGAUGCCUCUAGCGGGAGGGGAUGGCUCGAUGCUUCAGGCUGCGAAGGAGAACGAGGGGGGGGAUGCCAUGGAAAUUGCAGCUGGAGUGGAAACUGGAGCCCAACAGGAGUGGAGUGCUUCGGUUGGGAAGGCGGGUGUUCGUAGUGAUGAUUAUGGACAGCUCGGCAAUUGCCAGGUUGGAAAUGAAAAUGCUCACAAGGCGAAUGGUACUGGGUCGUCUAUGCGCUGGCUUCAAGCUGAGAACAUUCCAAAGCAACAGCUGAUUGCGCAGAGCGGGAUCAGAAAUGAUGUGAUGAGUCAGGAAAUAUCGGGGGAUACCUCCCAGAAUGUCUCAGUAGGGGGAUGGAGAGGUGAGUUGUUGUCUGGUCAUAACACACUGCAAGACAGAGGAAGCGAGACAUUACCUGGCCAGUUGCAGGGCAACAAUCGUUUUGGAAUGCUGUUUGACCAACCAAGGGCAAGUGAUCAGUGCGAGAAGUUCCCAGAGUGUGCAAAGCAGCAGCAACAGCAGGAGCAGGGGCAGCAAUGCCAGCAGGAGGUGGCAAAGCAGCUGCGGGAGAAGUCAUUGCAUGUUCUAGAGCAAACUCAGCAGGUGCCAACCGAACAGGCCCUUUGGAUCAGGGGAGUGGACGGAGAUGAGAAGAUGCUUGGAAAUCUGGGAGUCUGUCAAGCGGAGGAGGAGCAAACAAAGCAAUCUCUGCAGCAGUAUCACCUGCACACUCUACAGCUUUUGGAGAACUGCUCAUCUUCAGAGGUGGUGCGGUCUCUGCAGCCUUCACAACCACUGGGUCCGAUGAGUCUUGGAUGCGAGAUGGUUGGUCUAGAGUCGAAGUCACAGGGGCUGAAUGGGUUGCAGAAACAGCUUCCGUCACAGCUAGUCCAUCCAUGGCAGCAGAAGGUAGGCCUUCUGCCGCAGCAAGCGGAGCCACUGGCACUUCAGAUGGACCAACUGCAGGAACAAAGCCCAUUCGAGAUAUUAAGACAGCAGCAGCAGCAGCAGCAGCAGGUUCUCAGCAUUCUGCAGCAACAGAAGAACCUGCAGCAAGAGAUGGAGUCCUUGUCGAAGGUUAAGUCCUUGUUGAAGGUUGUAGAACUGCAGCAUUCACAUCAACAUAAUCAUCAUCUAGAUCUGCAGCAGCAGCAGCAGCACCAGCAGAUGCUCAGCAUUCUGCAGCAACAACAGAAGCUGCAGCGACAGCUGGAGUCCUUGUCGAAGGGUGGAGAACCACAGCAGUCGCAUCAAGAUCAAUGGCAGCUUGACCUGCCACCACAGCAGGGUGACAGUCUAAAUCAACUGAGUCUUUCACAGCCGCUGUCUUCGACAUUGCAUUUGCAGCAAACAUUCAAACUACAACAUCAGGAACACCCAUUCAAUACUGACCAGCAACAACAGCAACAACAGCAGCAACAACAGCAGCACCAACAGCAGCAACAACAGCAGCAACAACUGCAACAACUGCCACUAAUGGAGCAGCAGCAACAGCCACAGAUGCCACCAAUGCAGCAGAAGCAGCAGCAGCCAGCAUGGCUCAGCCCAGAACGGCCAGAGCGCAUCCGUCUGCAUCAUCAACAUCUUCAACAACAUGCAUCUCCAACAACGUCUGCAACUCCACUGCGGCAGCAGCCGCAGCAGCAGCAAAAGCAACGACAGCAGCAGCAGCAGCAGCAGCAGCAGCAGCAGCCGCAGCAGCCGCAGCAGCCGCAGCAGCCGCAGCAGCAGCAGCAACAGGCACAGCAGCAGCAACAACCACAGCAGGAGCAGCGGCAACAGCAACAUCAGCAGCAGGAGAGGCAGCCACAGCUGCCAACACUGCAGCAGCAGCAAUUCUCAACGCCACUGCAACAGCAGAAGAACCAUCCACCAUUGAUCAGCACUCGUCAGCCAGCUCUCGACCCGCUACAACAUCAACACCAUCAACAGCACCAGCAACAACAGCAGCAACAGCAGCAACAGCAGCAACAACAGCAACAGCAGCCACAACAACAGCAGCAGCUGCCACAGCUGCCCGCGGUGCUGCAGCAGCAGCAGUUGUCACUGCCAUUGCAACAGGAGAAGCUGCAACAGCCAUGGAUCAGCCCACAGCAGCCAGUGCUCAACGAACCGCAACACCAACAACACCAAAAUCAUCAACAGUGUCAGCGGCCACAGCUGCAUGAGGGGCAGUCUCGGCAGUCUCAGCAGCAACAGCAGUCGCCUGCUUGCAGACCUGCGGAGCAGCGGUUAUUGCAAGGACCAUCACAGCAAUGGAUUGAAGGAUUUCACCAACAAGGUGGACCGUCACAGCAACUCCAUCAUGGGCCAUGUGGGCAAUCAGAGAAGGGAGAGCAAAGUACGUUGUUGCUGCCAUCGUCCUCACAGUAUCAACUAUCUCCCCUGCAUCAGCAUACACAUCAACCGCAACAGGUCAGUCAAGCACACAAGCAGGGGGAGCAUCGGCAGGCAGAAGAGCAGAGACAGCAAGGGGUAGAGAUAUCACCAUGUCAAGAAGUUUUGGCACCCUCUGGAAGCGAGGAGCAGAAGUCAACAGGACUGUCGCUGCCUGACGUCAAACCUUCUUCGAAUGGAACACCUUCCUCUCGAGUUGUCAUCGAUCUUUCUGACUCUGACUCUGACUCGGAGGGAAGUAACGGCCAUGGAGGCACAGCGAAGCGCCGUAGGUUUGCCAUGAAUGGCAGUGGUUGCGACAUGGCGACACGAAGUGGACAGAAGAAAGUUGGUGUGAGCACAGGAGGAAGGGGUGGAUGUUAUCCGCUGCCCGCUUUCUCAAAGAACCCCGAGAAGAAGCAAUGUUUGACUGUUGAUUUGACGGAAAUCAACAGUGAUGAUGAUGAAGACAGCAUGGAGGAUAAGCAGAAUGAAGGCAGAAGGCUCCCUGAUUGGGCUGCCACGGGCAAGAGGAAGCUUGAACCGUGGGUGAAGCGUCCUGUGAAUGGGAGAGAGAAGAUGCAGAAGUUUGGUGAGGGCAUGCUGGGGCAGCAAUCAAUGAAGCAAUUACAACUUAAAAAUGGGGUUGAAUAUGGCGAAAGGCCUCGGCUACUCGGUAUUAACGGACCUCGUGCAUCCUUUACAGUGGUGGGUAGCACUCUGAUGAAUGGCGAAGGAGGAGGUCGGCGGCUUCCAAAUUGGCUAACGGAAGCGCAGAUGAAGGGCCACAUGAGCUUGCAGAGGAGUAAUUCUACAUUGCAGAUUAAGGGUGAUGGUGGGGAGGGAGUCCUUGACGAUAAUAACGGCGACGAGGGUUCAGAUGAUCUCUCUGAUGAUUAUGAUGACGAUGAUUAUGAUUCGGAAGUCGACUACGAUCAUCCUUGGUACUGGAGGGUAGGGGGAAUAGGGAGGAGGCUCCUGGAAGGAGGCAGGAAGUUGAAAUCAGGUUUGGGGGCCAGAUUUCGCCUUAAUGCAGGGGGGCUUGGGUGGCGGAGCGAUGUAUCUAAGUUGACACCAGGAGAUCCAAGCCAUAGCAUGAGCAGUCGGGCAUUGACUGUGGUACCUGACGGACCCGUUGUUCCGGCUGCGAAGGCACCACCACUGCCAGGUGGCAAGGGUUUGAAAAUAGAGAGCCGGACACCAGAGAAUGGAAGCGAGCCAAGCCUGGAUCUUCGGGGAGUUUUAGAGGGUUUGGCGCUUGGCAGCACUGCGGAAGAGCGGAAUGUGCCAGAUGGUCUCAUGACAAUUUCUCUUCUUAAACACCAGAGGUUAGCACUGGCCUGGAUGGAAAAACGUGAGACGAUGGAGCCAUCAGGAGGAAUACUUGCUGACGACCAGGGUCUCGGUAAAACAGUCAGUGUACUGGCUCUGAUUCUGCGCACCAGGGAUGGACACAAUGUGCAAACGAACGGCCAGGAAUUACCUCUCACGUCUGGUAAAAUUGGAGCAGAAAAUAAACUGGAGGUGAUCAACCUGGACCAGCCAGCGGAGGUUCAGGAUCAGAAACAGAUUGUCAAGUCUCACUCGUCCAGAGUGGGAGUCCAGAAGGCUUGUCCCGGCCUGAUGACAGUUAACCAGGAGCCUGCUGGAGCCUUGGUCUUGUACAAUCCAUUCUCAUCAUCAUCUCCAGCUGCUCCAAGUUGCGUCAAUGGGGAGAAGCCUAACAGUGCUAACACCAUCAGAUGUGCCAGUGGGGAGAAACCAAGUAGCAUUUGUGCCACUGGGGAGAAACUGAGUGGCAUUGCUUGUGUCAGUGUAGAGAAGCCGAGUACUGUCAGCACUGCAUGGAAGGGUGGGCGGCCACAGGCCGGAACGUUAGUUGUCUGUCCGACGAGCGUCCUUCGGCAAUGGCACGCAGAAGUGAGGGACAAAAUUGCCAAGGCUGCUGGAUUCCGAGUCCUUGUUUAUUAUGGUCAGCAAAGGAAGAAGUGUGCAGACAAUCUUGCAUGCUAUGAUGUGGUCUUGACGACAUAUGCGAUCGUCUCUCAAGAGGUGCCGAAGCAGUUUGCAGAGAAGGAGAAGGAAUCGAAACAGCGAGAAGGUGGCAAGGUCAUGUAUGAGAACUUCGAUCUGUGCCCGUCGUUGCACGAUGCUGUGUUGGGGAAGAAGACUGCCGGGCGAGGGACGUCGGAGCAAGGCAGCUUAUGCAAUGGGCAGGAUAAUGGAGCUGGUACAAAGAAGAGGAAGAAGGGGAAGAAGGGGUCUGCGGAAGAAGAUGGGGAGGCACUCUCUACAUACAUUGGACCUCUGGCAAAAGUUGCCUGGUUCAGAGUUGUGUUAGAUGAAGCGCAAUGCAUCAAAAAUGCACGAACGCAGGUGGCACGAGCGUGCUGGGGUCUGCGGGCCAAGAGGAGGUGGUGUCUGAGCGGAACUCCGAUCCAGAACUCAAUCGAUGAUCUGUACAGCUACUUCAGAUUCAUACGACCAGAACAAGAACCGACCUCUCUCACAAAGUACAAGAUAGCGUAGCGGAAGACUUAGAUACCAAUGAUCCGAACAAUCAAUGUUGCAAUUUAGC